UGUUUUCAUUGGGAUUCACCCAAAUAUGUGGGCAGAGCCAUGUUGAACUGGCGCAGAUCAUCAUGGUGCCUACAGACUCUUAUCUACUUUUCUAAUACUGUGCAAGAGCCGAAACAACAGCGGUAGCUACCGCCACUGCUACACAUAACCAUACAUUUGAGCAAGUUUCAAGACAAAUGAGAAAGACGCCACCACCAAUCCAGAAACUGAAAUCCUAGGCCAUGGUAUCGGCUAUACUAGCCUAAGCCUAACCUUAUGUGGCCCAAAACUUGAUAUGCAGACCCCGGUUUCCAGAUUCAUAGUCAUUCAAUCAAAAAUAACACGGACAAAGGCUCCCAAGAUCCCAAGCCACCCUCUUCCAGCAGUGUGAGGUUAUGAAGGGCGACAAAGUCGUCAAAAACAAACUGCAAACCACAGAUGAGACUGCAGUCAAUAAUUCACUUUGGAGCUUUCUCCAAGCUCUCGCUAUGAUGGUGCCGGCAACCAACAAGCAGUGGAGGUCGUCAAGGAUCGAACUGCAUGCAAACUUUGGCGCUGUAGCCGGGGAGGAGGCUAAACCGCGCCAAUAUUACGCGGUGACUGACGGGCAAUUGCAGAAAGAUGGGACCGGGGAAAUCCAAGCCAUCAUAGAAUGCAAGCGCAAGAGGCACCGAUACCAUUCCCCGGGUGUUCACAUGCAAGAAGUGGCUGUUGGUUUCUCGUCCCUCGUGCCUUCCCGAGUUGCCAGUAGCUGGUAUGUAUUUAGCACGAGUUAGCCGGGAGAAUAGAAAGAUAAGCUUCUUCUCCUCCUUUUCCCGCUAUUCGCGUAAAGGGAGCGUAUGAGCCCCGCAGAGGGGCUCAACAGUGGCCCAGUUGGUGGCUUGGAUCAAGGAAUACCCUGAUACCAAAUCAGGCACUACCAAGCGG
Aspergillus campestris IBT 28561 is the source of this 906-nucleotide messenger RNA. RefSeq lists its product as uncharacterized. Lineage: Eukaryota; Fungi; Ascomycota; Eurotiomycetes; Eurotiales; Aspergillaceae. The transcript has a single exon. Bases 375 to 755 code for a protein of 126 amino acids. The record is from RefSeq and is a predicted model, not a curated record.